Coccinella septempunctata (seven-spotted ladybird) is the source of this 4358-nucleotide messenger RNA. Its product is annotated as TWiK family of potassium channels protein 7-like. Gene Ontology annotation, cellular component: membrane. The record is from RefSeq and is a predicted model, not a curated record. The transcript has 8 exons. Gene Ontology annotation, biological process: potassium ion transmembrane transport; stabilization of membrane potential. Lineage: Eukaryota; Metazoa; Arthropoda; Insecta; Coleoptera; Coccinellidae. Gene Ontology annotation, molecular function: potassium ion leak channel activity. The coding region runs from base 1994 to 3382 and encodes 462 amino acids.
UUGUUCAGUCGGAAACGAAAAGAGGGUGUACGAAAGUGACGAAGUGAGGGACGUGGCUGUCUUAGGUCAUGUAGCAAUGGAUCCGACCUUUAGUGCUAGGAAAUUGUCCGAUUUUUUUGCGAAAUUUCAACAUCAGAUAGUACUCGAUGAGAUCUUCAACAUGAGGUAUCGCAACACCCCUCAUCUAUUAAGGGGUUGCAGUUACUGGGAUACAAAGAGCUGAAAAGUUUCCUCUCGAAUCGGAAAUGGACGUGUCCUAGCAAAUUUCCACAUUUUCAUUUCAAAGCCGGAAAAUCAAGGUGUUAGGUUUUUGCUGGACCAAACUUUGCAUUGUAUAGAAUAUAAUACAAUCGAUCGAUCCAAGUGCAGACCCUCUAUUGUUGUUUUUUCGUAACAAAACACCUCUACGUGCCCGAACUACCUUCUAUACCCUAAGCGAUCCGGAGACCCGGACUAAAACCGAUAAAACCAUAAAGUGAUGUGGAUAAUGGCGCAGAGAAUAGACAUUUUCGCAAUUACCCAAACCGUAAUAUGACCUUUCUAAUUGAAAACGGAUCUCUUUCGGCGUUUAUUGGCUUCGUAUACUGGAUUUGGACCGAUACACCCCAAUCGACCUGCUAAUUUCUGUUUAAUGUCCGCCUCUUUCCAUCUCACAACGAGUAAGGGGAAUAAUUAUCCCCUUUCGUUUUGACAGUUCGUUCGCGGCGUUUUGACACCGAUUGGAAAGGGGAAAUUAGACCUUUCACCGUUUUUACACAGUUUUAAUCCCGCACGGAUUCCGUAAACUUCACUAACCCAUCGUCGUUUCUAUUUCAGGAGUGACUUGGAGUCCCCGUCGACCUCGGGUGGUAGCGGAGAAACGACCAGAGGGUCUUAGAGCACAGUCUUGUCCCUUCUAGAGCUGGGCUGCUAAGGGAUCUCCUGGAGAUCAUUUCUAGCUUCAGUCGUCAAUGGUCUAAGAGGUCGAAGGAAAAAAAAAGAAAUGAUUCACGGGUCUUAGGCCACAGUCUUGUCCCUUUUGGGCUGGGCUGCUAAGGGAUCUCCCUUGGAUCAUUCUUAACUUCAGCCUCGAUGGACCACGUGGCCGAAGAGAAGAGAUGAUUGAAAGGUCUUAGAGCACAGUCUUGUCCCAUCUUAGGGCUGGGCUGCUAAGGGAUCUCCUUUAGAUCGUUUCUUGCUUCAGUCGUCAAUGGUCUAAGAGGUCGAAGGAAAAUAAAAGAAAUGAUUCACGGGUCUUAGGCCACAGUCUUGUCCCUUUUGGGCUGGGCUGCUAAGGGAUCUCCCUUGGAUCAUUCUUAACUUCAGCCUCGAUGGACCACGUGGCCGAAGAGAAGAGAUGAUUGAAAGGUCUUAGAGCACAGUCUUGUCCCAUCUUAGGGCUGGGCUGCUAAGGGAUCUCCUUUAGAUCGUUUCUUGCUUCAGUCGUCAAUGGUCUAAGAGGUCGAAGGAAAAUAAAAGAAAUGAUUCACGGGUCUUAGGCCACAGUCUUGUCCCUUUUGGGCUGGGCUGCUAAGGGAUCUCCCUUGGAUCAUUCUUAACUUCAGCCUCGAUGGACCACGUGGCCGAAGAAAAGAGAUGAUUGAAAGGUCUUAGAGCACAGUCUUGUCCCAUCUUAGGGCUGGGCUGCUAAGGGAUCUCCCAGAGGUCGUUUCCAACUUUAGCCAUCGUUGGACUAAGAGCGAAAAAAGCAAGAUGUUAUCGUCAAUAUAAAAACAUAUCAUACCAGCAGCUCGUAAAAGCAAAGAGGAUAUUGGAUGGAGCUUUGAAGUGAUCUCAUUUGGCAUGGAAACUGCACGGCCCUUAAACGGAGUAGAACUACAACGACUCCAGUCGACCAUUUUCCGUUUCCCAUGAAAAAUGACAAGGAAAAACUCCAACCAAACUGAACAGUUCUCAAGGCUGGACCGCCAUCACCAACUAAGAAAAAUCUUGGGGAAUCACUGAACCGAUGGUCUGGGGAAUAGCAGGUAGAAGAUAGAAGAGCAUCAUCGACAUGGAGAAGGAGUACUACAGCUCGUAUGCGACUGUUUCCAAACAGCACAAACCCAAUGCGGGCUCGCUCAAAAAACAGGACCGAAAGGUCCAACAGGAGGAUGUGACCUGCUGCAAAUGUUUAAGUGCCAAAACUAGGACCAAUGCCAGGGCGUUCUUCGCCGGCUUAGCAACGAAUCUGGGGAUAUGCGUGUUACUUUUUGGAUAUACUUUGAUAGGUUCUAUAAUUUUCUUAACGAUCGAAGGCGGUUCUGUGUACCAGUAUCAACAGAUCCUCGCAACCACUGCCAAUACAGACCGGAGGUCGGCCAAUCAGACCGUAUCUUCAACUCUGACAGAUAGAAACGACAGGGCCAGAGCGAAGACUGUGGAAAACAUAUGGGAGAUAACUUAUAGCCUGAAUAUCCUGUACAGAGACAACUGGACCAGGUUGGCAGCCAUGGAGAUCACGAGGUUUCAAGACGAGCUCUUGAAGAAUAUGGAGGAAGAGACUGCGAAGAGUCAGUCGGUCAGUAGUAGGGGCGGGAACGAAACAAAUGAUGAUUUCGUGGAAUGGACCUUUGCUAAAGCCUUCCUGUAUUCCUUGACAGUUUUAACAACUAUAGGAUACGGCAGCAUAGCACCGAAGACCAGCUUAGGCAAAAUCGUAACCAUGAUAUACGCCCUGUUCGGCAUACCCCUCACCCUCUUGUACCUCUCCAGCAUAGGCUCGAUCCUCAGCAGGGUGGCCAGGGGCGUAUUCUCGAGGGCCCUCUGCUGCUGCCUCUGCUCCAACUGCGGCUACUGCUGCUACGACGAGAAGAAGAUGCUGGAGAAGGAGAGACGUAAGAAGAGGAAACGACAACAGAUGGAGAUGCAACAGCAGUUAGGGCUGCAAGAACCGUUCUACGUCAGAUCCAACUCGACCUACACCAACAGCAUCCACUCCCCCAGCAAGGAGGGGAUGUUCAAGGAGCUGGACAACCUGAGCAACACCGACAACGAGUCCAGGAUAUCGAUACACGGCUGCAGCAUCCUGGCGCCCGUCCUCCUCUGUCUCUGCAUGAUGUUCAUCUACAUCUGCAUCGGAACUUUCGUGUUGUUCCGCCUGGAGAACUGGUCGUUGCUGGACGGUUUCUACUUCUGCUUCAUGAGCCUCACCACCAUCGGCUUCGGCAACAUGAUACCCGGCAACGACCAGAUGUUCCGCAGCAACUCCAACGCCACCAUCUGGUUCUGCUCGGUCUACAUCGUGAGCGGCAUGGCGCUGACCGCCAUGUGUUUCAACGUGGUCCACGACGAGAUAGUGCACAGGCUGAGGCACCACCAGGAGAAGAUGAUGCCCAAGCUCAACUCCAACAGCUUCUCCGACGACGUCAACGCCACCGACCCUUACAACAUGACCUCAUGACAGUUCAACGUGAAGAAUAGCAACUUUUACCAUAGGAACCUAACGGAAGAGACGCUGGUCAGCACGGGCACGCCGACCUCCGCAGAUCUGGGCCUGGAGAACGUGACCGCGUCCAAGAUACCGGAGGUGCUGGAAGGGGUGGUUUUGACGGGGGUUUACACCCUGCCCGAAGAACCGGAGAACGAGGAGAAUUCGGAAAUGUAAUCUCUAAGGCUUCGAGAAAUCUUGCAUGUACCUUGAUGAGGUUCGAAAGGAGGAUGUUACUUCGGAGUAGGUGGUAACUGAGGGAUUUGGUUCUUUAAAAUCGUUUCUGAAGCCACGAGAUUUCAGGUUUACCUUCCAAUGAAUCUAUUUGAAGAGAGUGCUCGAGCUUCGAAAUUUCAAUCCUUUUUACCAGUCCAACAAAUGAUUUUGCACAGUUCUUUGGGAAGACCAGGUCCCAACUAUGAUCAUUUCAAACUUUGAGAUCUCCAAAUUACUCUACACUCGUGUAUUCAUGAGAAGAACUGUUAAUUUUCAAAUGAAGGCUACGAUUCUUCGAAGUAUAAAACGAUACAUGUGUAUUUCGUACAUUUGAACUAUAAUUCUUGAUUCAGUUACCGCCACUCUCUAUCUCUAUGAAGCACUCGUUUAUUGUAAAUAAAAGUUAUCAUAAAUAAGUAUAUGAAGAAUGAAACCCAUAAGUAUUCCGUUGAACUUGUGGACCUUCAGAUUUCUUUAAAUUGACCAUAUUGGACUGAAUUGUGAACUAGUAAUUGAAACUCUGAUCUCAUCACAAACUGUACAAGAAAAAUUUGUAGAAACACCAUAAAAAUGAGCCAAAUUUUCAUUACGAACAAAGUAUCACUUAUAGAAAAAUAACAGGAGUUUCAAUUAUUAGAUCCUUGCAAAAUUAUAUCUAGAAAAAUAUUCUCAGAAUAUUUCUUUUCAUGAUAUUAUUGUAAAAUACUGAUGUUGAAUAAAUAUGUCCUUCAAA